Messenger RNA from Aspergillus wentii DTO 134E9, 1878 nucleotides. Its product is annotated as WD repeat protein. The coding region runs from base 1 to 1878 and encodes 625 amino acids. Gene Ontology annotation, cellular component: nucleus. Lineage: Eukaryota; Fungi; Ascomycota; Eurotiomycetes; Eurotiales; Aspergillaceae. The record is from RefSeq and is a predicted model, not a curated record. Gene Ontology annotation, molecular function: protein binding. The transcript has 4 exons.
AUGUCGAACCCCGCGUCCUACGAAUCCCCUCGACGGGCGGGUGCCUUUGGCCGUCAGCCAGAGGAGCUUCAUAUUCCGUCAACGGGGAUGCAUCGCCAGUCCAUGUCCCACGAAUACCCACCGGGUUCAGAAGCAGGGCCCAAUCAUGUCCCCUCAAUCAAUGUCCAUCCGUCCAGCGCUCAACCAGGCCAGUAUGGGGGUAGCAAUAGCGGCGCCGCCGGCGGCAAUGUUGCUCUCCCAGGCGCUCUUCAACCAGGAGGGAAUGCUAGCCGCCCGGCAUCCAUGUCUCUGGGUACAGCUUCGUCUGGUAUUCCUGCACUUCCUCAGUUAUCCACGCAGUUGCAGCAGCAGCAGCAACAACCAUCGGCGACGACCCCUCGUUCUAGCAUGGCCAAUUCGCAUGCGCACUCUAGGUCCAGCCCGUCUGGCUUCGACCAGCCCAAAUACAACAAGCAUACCGGGGCAGUAGAAAACUCCAAAUAUACAUCACCUCCCAGUACAGGUUAUCCACCCCAUACGCCCCAAGGAGCGAAAUACUCCCCUCUCGGACUAGCAGACAUCCGACCCUCGGCAGACCUUCUGAACGAUACUAUUGCCAGCCAGGGAGUUUUGCCCUUCAAUGGCGGUGAUUCCCAGGUGCCCACAAAUAGCAACUAUGUAGCCCCGUGGCCCAUAUAUGCGGUGGAUUGGUGCAAAUGGCCGAUCACUGGCAAUUCGGGCUCAUUUGGCGGCAAGAUCGCACUUGGGAGCUACUUGGAGGACAAUCACAACUACAUACAAAUCAUCGACACGCAUUGGACCCAGCCCGACCCAGAUACCCCUGACGCCGCUGCGGGAGAAAUCAAGUUGGAUUAUGUCAAGACCGCAGAGGCUACGCAUUCGUACCCUGUGACAAGAAUACUCUGGGAGCCUCCCUCAUCGCAAAAGCAAUCUACAGACCUACUGGCGACUUCGGGAGAUCAUCUCCGUCUAUGGUCAUUACCUACCACACAACCCCUGCAUAGCUCCAACUCGAUUACGCGGCCCUCCAGUCAAAGGGAUGUCGCAACUGCCAAGCUCUCCCCAUUGGCAUUAUUGUCGAAUUCCAAGUCGCCAGAGCAUACUGCCCCGAUCACCUCUCUCGACUGGAAUACGAUCUCUCCAAGCUUGAUUAUCACGUCCAGUAUCGACACGACCUGCACUAUCUGGGAUAUCCCGACUCUGACGGCUAAAACCCAGCUCAUUGCUCAUGACAAGGAAGUAUAUGAUGUUCGGUUCUGUGCAAACAGUGUUGAUGUUUUUGUCAGCUGUGGUGCGGAUGGAAGUGUGCGAAUGUUCGAUCUUCGUAGCCUGGAGCACAGUACCAUCAUCUACGAACCAACUGAUAAGAAUGACAAAUUAAUGAGUCCCGGAAAUGGUGGAAGCCCAUCAGCGCCAUCUCAAUCAUACACAUCUCACCCGCCAUUGUUGCGAAUCGCAGCAUCUCCUCAUGACGCUCAUCUCCUUGCAACAUUCUCCUCGGAUUCCAACAUUGUCCGCGUGUUAGACGUACGGCAGCCGGGCCAGGCACUUCUGGAACUCAAAGGACAUUCCUCAUCCAUGAAUUGCGUUGAGUGGUCCCCUAACCGCCGUGGAGUCCUUGCCUCUGGCGCGGAUGACUGCUUCGUUAUGCUCUGGGACUUGAUCAAUCAACACAACGCUGCUCCCAUUUCGUCGGUACCCCAUAACCCCGGCGGUGCACCCUCAACAUCAGAACGAGGACCGGCCGCCGCUUGGCAAUGUGAUUACGAGGUUUCCAACAUUAGCUGGUCCCCGCAAGGUGGAACAAAUCACUCAGGGCAUCCCCGGGACUGGCUAGGUGUUUGCGGUGGACGAGGGAUAUGGGGCGUUGGACUUUGA